GCCCGCGCGCGCCGUGCGUGCGUGCGUCCGCCCGUGCGUGCCGUGCGUGCGUGCGUGCGCUCGGCGGCGGCGGCGGCGGCGCGUCCCGAGCCCCGAGCCCCGAGCCCCGAAUGAAGGCGCCGGUCCCGGCGGGCGAGCGGCCCUGAGCGACCCCUCCGCGGGCACGGGCCGUGCCGAGCGGCGCCUCCGCCCGCGCCGCGCCCGCCGCACGGCAUUGAGAGGAUUGCAGUGGCAUUGUAAGUGGCAUUUAAAAUCAUGACAAGCUCAGUCGGACAGAAGAAAGUCUCCUCCAGACAAAGGAAGUGUGGGUUCUGUCGGUCGAAUAAAGAUAACGAAUGUGGGCAGUUACUGAUGUCGGAGAACCAGAAGGUGGCGGCACAUCACAAGUGUAUGCUCUUCUCGUCUGCACUGGUUUCCUCACACACUGAUAAUGAGAGUCUUGGUGGAUUCUCUAUUGAAGAUAUUCAGAAAGAAAUAAAGAGAGGCACUAAACUGAUGUGCUCUUUAUGCCACUGUCCCGGAGCAACCAUUGGCUGUGAUGUGAAAACGUGUCACAAGACAUAUCACUACUACUGUGCUUUGCAUGAUAAGGCUCAGAUAAGAGAGAAACCUUCACAAGGCAUUUACAUGAUUUUAUGUCGAAAACACAAGAAAACUACGCAUAACUCUGAAGAUUUAGAAGAAAGUAUCAAUGAACACGAGUUGGAGCCUUCACCUCCCAAAGGAAAAAGGAGGGGUCGUAAGGGAAAGCCAAGGAAAACAAAUUUAAAAGGGCAAUCAGAAGACACUAGAUCUACGUCCUCACAUGGCACAGAUGAAAUAGAAAGCAGUUCCUAUAGAGACAGGUCUCCCCACAGAAGCAGCCCCAGUGAUACAAAACCUAAAUGUGGAUUCUGUCAUGCAGGUGAAGAAGAAAAUGAAGCUAGAGGAAAGCUUCAUAUAUUUAAUGCCAAAAAGGCUGCAGCACACUAUAAGUGCAUGUUGUUCUCUUCUGGCACUGUCCAGCUGACAACAACUUCACGGGCAGAGUUUGGUGAUUUUGAUAUCAAAACUGUACUUCAAGAAAUCAAGAGAGGAAAAAGAAUGAAAUGCACACUCUGCAGCCAGCCUGGUGCUACUAUUGGGUGUGAAAUCAAAGCCUGCAUAAAAACAUACCAUUACCACUGUGGAGUAGAAGACAAAGCUAAAUACAUUGAGAAUAUGUCACGAGGAAUUUAUAAACUCUAUUGUAAAAACCAUAGUGGAAAUGAUGAAAGAGACGAAGAGGAUGAAGAAAGAGAAAGCAAAAGCCGUGGCAAAUCAGGCACUGACCAUAAUGACAUUCCUCAGCAGCAGCUCAAUGGAAACUAGGUUCAAGGGACAGAGUUAUAGAACUGGGAAUGGCUAAGACAUCAUAACUACUAAUUCUUUUAAAUUGUUUUCUAAAAUCAGAAAAGGGUUAGUAACUUUUUACUACCCGACUCUGUUAGAAAUUUCAUUGAACUGCCUGAAACGUUCAUGUGUGUGAGCCUUCAGUAAGUGGCAGAGUUUUACAUGUCAAUAUUAUGUAGUUUGUAGUCUGCAGUGUCUGGAAAAAAAAUGAAACACUAUAUAAAUGAUAUGUAACAUGUACAGUGUCAAAAGUUAAGGCAGACAUUGAAAUGAAGUAAGAUCUAUAUUUCUGGACUGAAUAAAAACCUUAAGAUUUGGA
Messenger RNA from Pseudopipra pipra, 1690 nucleotides. RefSeq names its product PHD finger protein 6 (gene PHF6). The transcript is spliced from 11 exons. Bases 256 to 1350 code for a protein of 364 amino acids. The record is from RefSeq and is a predicted model, not a curated record. Gene Ontology annotation, cellular component: nucleus. NCBI's taxonomy places the organism in Eukaryota, Metazoa, Chordata, Aves, Passeriformes, Pipridae.